CUGGAAAUUCAAUUAGAUGAAGCCAUCGCUCAAACCAAACCCUAGCUAUAUAUAUUCCCUCCCUCUUCUCCCCUGUCUCUUCGCCACUCUCUUCGCAGAAACCCUACCGCGAAUAUCCAGAUCGCAAUCCAGCGAAAAUGAAGGUAGUCGCCGCUUACUUGCUCGCUGUUUUGGGUGGCAAUUCUUCCCCCUCCGCCGAUGAUCUCAAAAACAUCCUUGGCUCAGUUGGAAUUGAGAUUGAAGAUGAGUUGAUUGAGUUGCUCUUGAAAGAAGUCAAGGGCAAGGACUUCGCCGAGCUGAUUGCCAGUGGUAGAGAAAAGUUGUCUGCUGUGCCUUCCGGUGGUAUUGCUGUUUCUGUUGCUGCUGUAUCUGGAGGAGGUGCUGCAGCUGGUGGCGCGGCUCCUGCUGCUGAAGCAAAGGAGGAAAAGAAGGAAGUAGAGAAGGAAGAGUCUGAUGAUGAUAUGGGUUUCAGUUUAUUCGACUAAAAGGUGUGAAGUGCUUUAUGUGUUGGACAUUUGCUGUUUCUUUUACAGUUUUAAAAGAAUCACAAGGUUUUGUUACUUGAGUAGUCACAUCUUGUAUUAGGUUUUUGCUCUUUCAAUUGAGACAAUGUAAUGGAUCCAACUGUCUGAUAUAAUUCAGUCAUGCUUUUAAAUUUGAUUGACUUGGCUCUAUGCAUUUCAUUUUGCUAGUCCAAGACUAGUUUGGAAUUA
Molecule: messenger RNA, 713 nt
Organism: Lotus japonicus
Lineage: Eukaryota; Viridiplantae; Streptophyta; Magnoliopsida; Fabales; Fabaceae
Product: 60S acidic ribosomal protein P2-4-like
Exons: 4
Coding region: 138-485 (115 amino acids)
Biological process (GO): cytoplasmic translational elongation
Cellular component (GO): cytosolic large ribosomal subunit; ribosome
Molecular function (GO): structural constituent of ribosome
Source: RefSeq, a predicted model, not a curated record